Daktulosphaira vitifoliae (grape phylloxera) is the source of this 3730-nucleotide messenger RNA. RefSeq lists its product as uncharacterized. Gene Ontology annotation, molecular function: protein binding. Bases 382 to 2889 code for a protein of 835 amino acids. The record is from RefSeq and is a predicted model, not a curated record. NCBI's taxonomy places the organism in Eukaryota, Metazoa, Arthropoda, Insecta, Hemiptera, Phylloxeridae. The transcript has 4 exons.
UUGUUAUUACUUAUUCAGAAUUUAACACGUAGAGAAAAAAUGAAGAAUUGGCCAUUGAUAUCUCUUUUGUUGAUAAUAUCUUGUUUGAUAUAUAAUGAAGCUACGAUGCGAAGCUGAGAAGAUAUUGGUUUUACAAUGUGUUUUUUUUUUGUGUCUAUCACUACUUUUUAUCAGAUCUCACUGAACCGAUUUCUUUCAAUAAUACGUCAAAAGAUCACAAAUCGUAUCUAGUUGAAGACAAUACCCUUAAAAAUAGUAAAAUUGAAAAUUUUUCGUCGUUCCCCGCAAAUAAGGGAAAUUUUCAACAAAAUUAUAAUUUUUUAAAUCGCAAUUCAAUAUAAAUAUUCGGAUGAAAAAAAAAUAUGCAAAUUUAAAAGAGGUAUGACAAGAACAGCUGCAGAAAUUGGAAACUUAAAAUUCUUAAAAUAUGCUUUUGAAAAUGGAUGUAAAUGGGAUGAAGAUACAACUAUUGGAGCUGCUGCAUAUGGGUAUUUGGAAUGCUUAAAAUACGCUCAUGAAAAUGGAUGUCCAUGGGAUGAAGGCACAACUACUGCAGCUGCCACAAAAGGAAAUUUAAACAUUUUAAAAUAUGCUCACGAAAAUGGUUGUCCGUGGAAUGAAAGCACAACAGAGGCAGCUGCAAGAUAUGGUAAUAUUGAAUGCUUAAAAUAUGCUUAUGAAAAUGGCUGUAAAUGGAAUCAAUUACAUAUCGUUAGAAUUGCAAUAAUAAACAAUAAUCUAGAAAUAUUAAAAUAUGCACACAAAAAUGGAUACAAAUUGAAUGAACUCGCAGCUAAUUUGGCUGUUAUGACAGGUAAAUUGGAAAUUUUAAAAUAUGCACACGAAAAUGGAUGUCCAUGGAAUGAAAGCACAACAGAAGCAGCUGCAAAAUAUGGUAAUUUAGAAUGCUUAAAAUAUGCUUAUGAAAAUGGAUGUCCAUUGAAUCAAUUAUCUAUCGUAAGAAGUGCAAUAUUAAAUAAUAAUCUAGAAAUAUUAAUAUAUGCUCACGAAAAUGGAUACCAAUUGGAUGAACUCACAGUUUAUUUAGCUGCUAUAACAGGUAAUCUAGAAAUUUUAAAAUAUUGUCAUGACAAUAAAUGUCCGUGGGAUGAAGGUACAAUUCGUGCUGCUGCUUCAAAAGGUCACUUACAAAUUUUAAAAUAUGCACAUGAAAAUGGGUGUCCGUGGAAUGAAAGUAUAACAGAAGAAGCUGCUUAUAAUGGUCAUUUUAAAUUCUUAAAAUAUGCUCAUGAAAAUGGAUGUCCAUGGGAUGAAGGCACAACUACUGCAGCUGCCACAAAAGGAAAUUUAAACAUUUUAAAAUAUGCACACGAAAAUGGAUGUCCGUGGGAUGAAAGCACAACUACUGUGGCUGCCACAAGAGGUAAUUUACAAAUUUUAAAAUAUUUACAUGAAAAUGGUUGUCCGUGGAAUGGAGACACAGCUACUGCGAUUGUCAAACGAGGUCAUUUAGAAAUAUUAAUUUAUGCACAUGAUAAUGGAUGUCCAUGGGAUGAAAGUACAACUCGUGCGGCAGCUGAAAGAAAUAAUUUUAAAAUUUUAAAAUAUGCUCAUGAAAAUGGCUGUAAAUGGGAUGAAAGCACAAUGACUACGGCUGCUAGUAAUGGGCAUUUUAAAAUUGUAUUAUAUGCACAUGAAAAUAAAUGUCCAUGGAAUGAAAAUGCACCCUAUGCGGCUACCCUAAAAGGUAAUUUAGACAUUUUAAAAUAUUUACAUGUAAAUGGAUGUCCAUGGGAUGAGAGAACAACAAAAAUAGCUGCUUAUAAUAGUCAUUUUAAAUGCUUAAAAUACGCUCAUGAAAAUGGAUGUCCAUGGGAUGAAGGCACAACUACUGCAGCUGCCACAAGAGGAAAUUUAAACAUUUUAAAAUAUGCUCACGAAAAUGGUUGUCCGUGGAAUGAAAGCACAACAGAGGCAGCUGCAAGAUAUGGUAAUAUUGAAUGCUUAAAAUAUGCUUAUGAAAAUGGCUGUAAAUGGGAUGAAAGGACAGCAACUUGGGCUGCCACAAUGGGUAAUUUAAAAAUCUUAAAAUAUGCACAUGAAAAUGAAUGUCCGUGGGACGAAAACACUACAGAAGCAGCUGUUUCUAAUGGUAAUUUAGAAUGCCUAAAAUAUGCUUAUGAAAAUGGCUGCAAAUGGAAUCAUAAUAGCAUGAGAACUGCUAUUCUAAAGGGUUAUCUAGAAAUUUUAAAAUAUGUUCACAAAAAUGGGUGUCAAUGGGGUGAAGGUAUUAUGCGUGAAGCUGCUGCAUAUGGAUUGGAAUAUCUUAAAUAUGCUCAUAUAAAUGGUUGUAAAUGGGAUGAAGGCACAACUCGAGCUGCUGCAGCAAGUGGCUGUUUAGAGUGCUUGGUAUAUGCUCAUGAAAAUGGAUGUAAUUGGGAUAAAGAUACAAUAGUUGUAGCUGCUGUGCAUGGUAAUUUAGAUUGCUUAAAAUAUGCCGUUCAACAUGGUUGUGAUUGGAUUGAAGGUACGACAAGAGGAGCGGCAGCAAAUGGGCAAUUAAACUGCUUAAAGUAUGCCCAUGAAAAUGGGUAUGAGUGGGAUGAAGGAACAACAAGAGAAGCUGCCGCCGGUGGUUAUAUUGACUGUUUGAUAUUUGCACAUAAAAAUGGCUAUAAAUGGGAUGAUGGAACAAAGAGUGGCGCUGCUGCAAACGGUCAUUUAGACUGUCUAAAAUAUAUUCAUGAAAAUGGGUGUGAGUGGGAUGAAAAUACAACAAGACUUGCUGCUGCAAAUGGUCAAUUUCGUAGCUUAAAAUAUGCCCAUGAAAAUAAUUGUCCGUGGAGUCGAGGUACUAUUUUUGAAGCUACUCGAAAUGGUUAUACCAAUAUAAUUAAUUAUGCUACCAAAAACGGAUGUCCUAAUUAGUUAAUUGUUUAAAUGCCAAUAUUUUAAUUAAAUUUAUUAAUGUUAAUUAUUUACAUUAUUUUCAAAACAAAUUAUCUUGAGAUUUGAUGUGAUUCUAGAAUGAUAUUUAUUUUAUUGACAGUUUUUAUUAUAUUUUACCUGAUUAACAAAUCAUUUUUUUGGAAGUGUGACCAUAAGGGCGGAAUAAAAUAUUGAAAAUGUUGAUAAUUAAAUUUUAAUAGAAAAAAAAAGUUUUAGUUUAGUCUCUUGAUUAUGGAAAAAAAAAAUUUUAAUAUCUUCAGAAGCCGCAAGAGGGUUGAAAAUUUGACUAUGAAAGUAGGUUUUUCGUUUUUGUCACUUAUCUCUUAAUCUAUACUAUUUACAGAAAAAAUUAUAAAAUUAAACUUGUAGAACUAAAUGUUAACUAUAAAAAGUGUUAUUAGCAAAAAAGCCGUAUCUAUAAUACUUUGUCGUUAAAAAUAUAAAAACAUAAUAUUUUUAUCUUUACCAUUGAAAUCGUCUUAUCUUCGAUGCGAAGCUGAGAACGUUUAAUUUUACCUAUCUUCUAUGCGCAAAUGGCUACCGUAUUCAAAAAUAUGCUAUUUUUCUAUUAAAAUUCUAGGUUUUGUAUUUUAUUUUAUUAUAAGGGAAUUACACUGAUUUUCAUAAAUAUUAUAUCAAUCUAAAUGACAUAGUAUCAAAAAUUAAUCAUAUUUAAAUUUUUUUGUUUCUUUGAAGUCGAGAAAAAUAACUUUAAAAUUUGAACUAGCUAAAUUUCCAUUUUUAUUAAGUGACGAAUGAGACGUACAGUUUCUGAGACGGUAACACUUAGGUCUAUCACGCCUGUGGAACUGAAUUUGUU